Molecule: messenger RNA, 2477 nt
Organism: Carassius auratus (goldfish)
Lineage: Eukaryota; Metazoa; Chordata; Actinopteri; Cypriniformes; Cyprinidae
Product: discoidin, CUB and LCCL domain-containing protein 1-like
Exons: 3
Coding region: 271-837 (188 amino acids)
Source: RefSeq, a predicted model, not a curated record
AGACUGAUGAGGGUGGUCAGAGACCCUAGACUUUGCCACCUGUGUCUCUGACGUUGAUGUUUUUCAUUGUCCCACAGUAAGAAGACAAAGGAGAACACAUAUGGCUCUGCGGAGACACAUACAGAAUGGCUGACAGUUGAAAGGUUAUUGUCUGCAGGCUGUUGGGGACAGAUAAAACAGCCGUUUGCCAGGCACCAGUCCACAGAGUUCACCAUCAAGUACAGCUCUGAGAAGGACCCCAUCCAGAAGCUGGACCUGGUAACCAGUGCAAUGGCAGCUGAGUACCAGCAGCCUCUCAUGCUCGGCACAGACACUGUGUCCCGAAAAGGCUCGACGUUCAGACCCAUGGACACCGAGGCCAAAGACAAGGACAUCGAGGCAACUUCUCACUACGACCACCUGCAGACGGGCAUCCAGUACGCCCUGCCACUGACCAAUCAGGAGCCAGAAUACGCCACGCCCAUCAUCGAGCGCCACGCCUUCCGCAAAGAUCCCUUCCUUCUGGAUCCCAGCUACAGCGUCCCAGGCGUUGUACUAAACAAAAGCCCGUCGUUUAGAGCGGUGGAGGGCAGUAUCUGUAGGAAAGUGAUCGGAGGGCUGGCCGGGGGCUACCAGGCGGCCCACGUCAAAACGGACAGGGGGAAUUACCCAGAAGACAUCUACGACAGCCCUAAAAUCCAGAAGCCCGCCAUGCAGAAUGGGAAUUGCUCGGAGAACCAGAGAACCCAGAUUAAAUCCCAGGUUCAAGAGUGCUAUUCCACUCCCAGAGACUGCGUCAGACUGCCUUUCUCCGGACUCAGGCCAGACCCAGAGGGCAGCAGCUCAGAAGGAAGCUGAGAAGAACCAUACUGUGAUGUUGCCUGAUUUACCUGACUCAACAAAAUCACCUCCAGACUACUUAACUUAUUUGUGAAUGAGGGACAACUUUUUUUGUAUAUAUGAUGUACUUUGUCUUUUUUUUUAUGCAGAAAGUUGAAGGGGACGAAUGCAUUCAUUCCCUAAUCGGACACAAACUGUGAAUGCGAGCCAGAUCUUCAUGUGUUCUACACUGUGACCAUAAUCUCAGUUUUUUCAGACUCUGCUUCAGAUAUCCUUAAAGGACAAUUUCACUGAUUUUCAACCAUCUUUGCAUUGUUAAAAUGUUGGUUAUGUAAACGUUCAAUGUUAAUUCCCUAUUUAUUUUUUCACCAAAAUACUAUUAACAGCCAGGUGAUGUUUUGUGUCAUAUGUUGACUUUUGAUGACAGAAACUAGUAUAUUUGGGUGCAGGUAACAUGGAGAAAGAGUAUACAUUUUUUACAUUUGCAUAUGCUACCAACAUUUGAACAAUACAAAGAAAAUCCUUAAAAAAAAAAGGUUCCUUUAACCAUUACAUUGAGGUCCACAGGCAGAAAAUAAGAUAUUACAGCAAGCGGACCAGAAGCUCAGUAGGAGAACUGCAGUAACACAGAAUCUGUCUCCUAAAAUGUGACCUAGAACCAUUCCACGUUCAUGUCUCUUCACCAAUCAAAGCACAUGAAAUUAAUUCAAAACGCGUUUUUAAGUAGCCUAACACAUCUAAACUGGAAGCAAGCUGUGUGUCGAUGCAACAAAAUUUGCUCAAUUCCAUAAUGCAAGCAAAAUGAUGAUCUAGAAAUGAUUUGGUUUGACAUGCUGCUCUUUUCCAAGUGUAUAUUGGGUGUAAGGGUCAUAUUCUUACGUUAGAUUCAGCCGUUUGGAUCAUUUUUCAUCUCUCAUUCUGCUGUAUGCAAUUGCAUUGUUGUAUCUCAAAGGAUUUGAUCUUUCUUCCAUGCAGAGUUUUGUUGUGUUCACUUUGUUGUUUUGGACUCGCCUUGUUCCAUGUGAAAACUGGCUGUUUAAAGCAAUAACAGACUAAAAUGGCUUAUUUCAUAAUGUCUUUAUUUGGACUGUCUAUAGGAGUAUACAUUUGUAUGUACAGGUCUGAAAUGUAUAUUUAGUAAAAAAGUAAAGUAAAAAAACAAAAAGAUAUGUUACUUUUCGCUAUCAAAGAUUAUUUAAAGGGACAGUUCUCUCAACAAUUGUUGUUUUUCAUUCUCAUUUAAUUCCAAACUCAUAUGACUGACUGACUGACUUCUGUGGAACAUGAGAAGAAAUUAUAAACAAAAUGUAAAAAUGUUCAUUUUUGAGAUUUCAACAAUUCUUUUUGUUCCCGAAAAAGAGAGAGUCAUAAUGGAUUAGAGUUAACGAUGAAGGUAUUUUCAUUUUCAGGUGAACUGUCCCUUUAAGAAUUCAGAAGACCUCUUAGUUGCUGCUGUUUAAGGGACAAUCCCUGUUAAAGAUUACUGACUGGUCUUAAUUUCUGUGAAAUGUUUUGGGGGAUGUUCUUGGGGACUGAUGGUUAAUGUUUGAAAUGCCCAAGAGGAUCUGGUCAUGCUGGUGUGUUCCAAGUGCUUCGCCACUGAGAAUCUCAGUGCUGUGUUUGUGCUUGUCUAAACCCUGAUUAAAGGCACCAGUAGU